Molecule: messenger RNA, 507 nt
Organism: Monascus purpureus
Lineage: Eukaryota; Fungi; Ascomycota; Eurotiomycetes; Eurotiales; Aspergillaceae
Source: the annotation of a GenBank genome assembly
AUGGGCAACACGCUCUACGACGGAACUAUCACAGUCGUCCAAGCCAUCCUCAACACCCUCUCCCACAUCCUCCGCCAAGCUGAGCAACUCCCCAAUGCAAACGCCCUCCUCGACGCCCGUCUGUACACGGACAUGUACCCAUUGACCGACCAAGUCCGUCUCGCGACGCAGUUCUCCGAGAACCUCGUCGCACGACUAACCGCUCGGGAGCCGGUGACGUUUCCCGGUAAGCCAACGACAUUUUCCGAAUGCCACGAGCGCAUUGAGACGGUGUUGAAAACGCUCAAUGAGGCAGACAAGAAUGUCGUCAAUCAACAGGGCGAUAUUGUUGGGACUAUGAAGGUUGGUCCUGAGGCGACGAUUGAAAUUGGCGGUGCUGCGUAUGCGCAUACCAUUGCCUUGCCGAAUAUUUACUUCCAUCUUGCGACUACGUAUGGGAUUUUGAGGAAAGAGGGGGUGCCAUUGGGGAAGAGGGACUAUUAUGCUGGUUUUUUCCCUGUUCAGUAG